AUGCCUAUCAAACUUCGGGGACGUAGUAAAUUUAAGAACUCUGAGGAUUCUAAUCACAAUGAUGUCGGUAAUAGCGUGGAAAGCGCUAAAACUCCCCAAAAGUCUCGGUCUCUUCGUUGGCGUCUCUUUCCAUUCUCCCGUCGUUCUGUUGAUAAUUCUUCACCUGCUAGUCAACCUGGAGAUAUUUCUUCCUGUGCAUUUGAAAGUGCUGUAUGUUGA
Rodentolepis nana is the source of this 219-nucleotide messenger RNA. NCBI's taxonomy places the organism in Eukaryota, Metazoa, Platyhelminthes, Cestoda, Cyclophyllidea, Hymenolepididae. The record is from the annotation of a GenBank genome assembly.